AUGGUGGGUGCGGUGGUUUGCGUGUACUUCGCAGCGUCGAUGCUGGACCCCAACAGGGAGGAGCGCAAGAGAAAAGAGAAAUAUGCUGAGGCGCUGAAGAAACGCCUUGGAAGGAAACUCAAUCUCAACCCAAUGGAAAUGAUGUUGACCGAUCUUGUCCUGAACCCCAGAGAGAUUGAUGUCACAGAGAACGAUAUCAUGGGCCAGGAGAAUCUGUUAGAGGAUUUGCAUCUGAAGGUUGUCUGCCCUCUGCUGCUGACAGAUGUAUACAAAACAGCAUUGCUGAGGCAAGCAAAAGGACUUUUGCUCUAUGGUCCUCCUGGAACAGGAAAGACCAUGAUUGCUAAGGCAUUGGCACAGUCGUCUGGUUGCUUUUUCAUUAAUGUUACUGCCAGCUCCAUCCUCAGCAAGUGGUAUGGAGAUGCACAGAAGUAUGUCAGGGCUACUUGGUCACUGGCUGAGAAGCUCCAGCCCUGCAUAAUCUUCAUUGAUGAGGUGGACUCGUUUUUGGGAAAGCGUGGCUCACAAACAGAGCACGAGGCGACAUUGUCAGUUAAGACAGAGUUCAUGCAGUGUUGGGAAGGAAUGGAGACACAGAAGGGCAUGAGGGUGCUUGUCAUGGGGGCCACCAACAGGCCAGAGUCUUUGGACCCUGCAGUUUUGAGGCGCUUCAGCUUGAAGUACAGGAUUGGACUGCCCGACCAAAGCCAACGGAAAGCAAUCGUGAGAGGUUACAUCGAGAAGCAUAUGCAGGAAGCAGCUGGGCUGGUAGGCUCUGUGUGUUCGACACUGCUCGAUGACAGGCCUGUACGGGAUGGUUUGUCUGCAUUAGGAUGGAUUGCCAAGAAGACGGAAACUUUUAGUGGGAGUGAUUUACAUGAACUUUGUGCCCAGGCAGCCCAGCGACCAGUGCAGGAUGCGAUCAAGAAGCACUGUGCGAAAGGUGGCAACUUGCAGACAGAUGCUGUCGAAGAUGUGCGUUCUUUGGAGCUGAAGGACUUCGAGGAGUCGUUGAAAUGUGUGCAGCCAGGAGUAGAUGAAGGGAGGGCAGCUGUCGGAGACAGCAGCUUCGUCCCGGAGGGAACAGAGCAGCUCCAAGCUGUGUUCAAAAUCGUUGGAGCUUUGAUGGAGGUCCAGAGGCAGACUGAAGAGCGCAAGAAGCGAGAAAAUGGUGCAAAGAAUGCCGCAAAUGGAGUCACUCCCACUGCGUCAGCAGCAGUAACUGGGCAAGAAGAUGACUCUGAAUAUGAAAGCCCCUGA
Molecule: messenger RNA, 1260 nt
Organism: Ostreobium quekettii
Lineage: Eukaryota; Viridiplantae; Chlorophyta; Ulvophyceae; Bryopsidales; Ostreobiaceae
Source: the annotation of a GenBank genome assembly